Amaranthus tricolor (Joseph's coat) is the source of this 2798-nucleotide messenger RNA. RefSeq names its product nucleobase-ascorbate transporter 11. Gene Ontology annotation, biological process: transmembrane transport. The record is from RefSeq and is a predicted model, not a curated record. Lineage: Eukaryota; Viridiplantae; Streptophyta; Magnoliopsida; Caryophyllales; Amaranthaceae. Gene Ontology annotation, molecular function: transmembrane transporter activity. Gene Ontology annotation, cellular component: plasma membrane. The transcript has 10 exons. The coding region runs from base 249 to 2486 and encodes 745 amino acids.
CACUUAGUCACCAAACACUUAACAAUGUCUCAUGAUGCUCUGUAAUAAUUGACAUCUUACUUAACCUUUACUCUUCCAUCAAAAUUAUCUCUCUUCAUUUUUUCCUGAAAAACAAUACACUUUCACUUCAUAUUUGUAGGUGGGAUGAGCUGAAGUACUAAACUAAAAGUUGGAAAUAGUGCACCAAUUUAAAAUAUUGAAGUGAAGUUUGAAACUUUAAAGCUGCACCCAUCUAAGGAAUUUCAAUAAUGGCAACUGGGUCAAGCUCAAAAUCCCUAGAUAAAACCAGUAAAUCAAAAAGCACAACUUCAAAUCCUCCAAACAACAAUGUUGAACCUUUUGUUCCAAAGAGAGACCAUGAUCCAAGAGACUUGAGAACUUGGGCUAAAAGAACUGGGUUUGUAUCUCUCUUUUCUGGGGAAACAACUGCAGGUUCAACUUUAAGUACUGGGAUUUUCAGGAAUGCAAGAGAAAGGAAUGAGAGGGGUGGGAAUGGGUUUGAUUCAGAAAGGAGGAGACCAAUUGAGGGAGGAGAAAAUUCUGUUUCUCCAAAGAUUGAAAUUGAUCCAGUUUUGGGUAAAUCUAGAGUGGAAAAAGAUGCUGAAAUUCAGCAACUUGGUAAUGGGAAUGGGAAUGUAAAUAGGAGGGGAAUCAAUGGGAAUGCUAAUGAUUUGGGUUCUAUAAAUGAGGAAAGGAGAGUUGGAAUUGAAAGAAAUGGUAAUGGAGGUGGGAAUGAUUUUUCUGAGGGUACUAAUAUGGCUGCUCAAUUGAAAAGACAUGAACUUGAUGGAGAAAAUGAAGUAAAUUUUUAUGAAAAAUCUCCUAAUUUAGAAGUUCCCAUUCUUGGAAGGCAGCCUAGGAGUUUCAAAGUUAAAUGUGGGGUUUUGGAUAAUCCAGGUUUUGUUCCAGUUAUCUACUAUGGACUCCAGCAUUAUCUUUCACUUGCAGGUUCACUUGUUUUGAUCCCUCUUGUAAUGGUACCUUCAAUGGGUGGAACUGAUAAAGAUACAGCAAAUGUUGUCUCCACAAUGCUGCUGGUAUCUGGCAUCUCAACGCUGUUGCAUUCGUUCUUCGGGACUCGUCUUCCAUUGGUGCAGGGAAGCUCAUUUGUAUAUUUGGCUCCCGCACUAGUCAUUAUGAACUCCGAGGAGUUUCGCAACCUUACACAGCAUAAAUUCAGGUACAUAAUGAGAGAACUACAAGGGGCUAUAAUAAUCGGUUCACUUGUUCAAAGCAUAUUGGGAUUCAGCGGCAUCAUGUCUUUGCUAUUAAGGUUAAUAAACCCCAUUGUCGUUGCUCCGACAAUGGCUGCUGUUGGUUUAGCAUUUUUUAACUAUGGGUUUCCUCAAGCUGGUAGUUGUGUUGCAAUAAGCAUACCGUUAAUACUGUUGGUCCUUUUCUUCACUUUGUACCUUCGAGGCGUAUCUAUCUCAGGGCAUAGAAUAUUCCAAAUCUAUGCGGUUCCACUCACUAUUGUGCUUGUAUGGGCAUACGCUUUCUUUCUGACGGUUGGUGGAGCCUACAACUUUAAAGGUUGCAGCCCUAACAUCCCAAGCUCAAAUAUCUUGGUUAAUGCAUGCAUUAAGCAUUCUUACACAAUGAAGCACUGCCGCACUGAUGUAUCAAAAGCAUGGAGCACGUCUGCUUGGGUUCGGAUUCCAUACCCAUUACAGUGGGGUGUCCCUAUCUUCCGCUUCAGGACUUCUAUCAUCAUGAUCAUUGUCUCAUUUAUUUCAUCUGUAGAUUCGGUUGCAACAUAUUAUUCUGCAUCGUUAAGACUCAAUUCAAUGCCUCCGACCCGGGGAAUCGUGACUAGAGGAAUUGCUCUCGAAGGUUUCUGCAGUUUACUGGCUGGGCUGUGGGGUACAGGCACCGGAUCAACAACUUUAACGGAGAACUUGCAUACAAUCAGCAUAACUGAGGUAGCAAAUCGAAGGGGUGUACAGCUUGGUGCCGUAUUAUUAAUCUUAUUAUCUUUUCUAGGAAAAGUGGGUGGUAUUCUUGCUUCCAUUCCGAUAGCACUUACUGCUUCUGUGUUGUGCUUCAUUUGGGCCCUCGUUGUAGCUCUUGGUCUCUUAAAUUUGCAAUAUACUCAAGCAUCUAGUUUCCGAAACAUGGGAAUAGUUGGUGUUUCCUUGUUUCUUGGACUGUCGAUCCCGGCAUAUUUCCAGCAGUUCCAACCUGAGCUAAAUCUGAUUUUACCCAGUUAUCUGAUUCCGUAUGCAACAGCAUCUAAUGGGCCAGUUCAUACUGGCAAUAAACAGUUUGAUUUUGCGAUGAAUGGUAUUUUCUCCAUGAACAUGGUAGUGAGCUUCUUGAUAGCCUUUAUACUGGACAACACGGUUCCUGGAAGCAAGCAAGAACAAGGGGUAUAUAAGUGGUCAACCCCCGAAGAUUUGGCUGCCGAUGCUUCUUCUCAAGCUAAUUAUAGGUUGCCCAAUAAAGUGGCCUGUGCUUGCUGCUGGGCUAAGUGUCUAGGUGUAUGACCAGACCAGUAAGUGUCUAGGGGUAUGGCUCAAUUUAUCAAAGGCCUUUCUCAAGAUUAUACACUCGAUUUUGGGAUUUAUGUAUUACAGCUCAAUGGAGUGAAGGAAAUUAUGCAAGCAUACACAUUAUAUGAAACAAGUGAAGUGCGUGUGAAGCGUGUGAAGGUGCGUGUGAACAAACGUAUGUAUUACAGCUCGAUUUGGGGAUUUAUCUUUUAGUCUAUGAUCAUUUCCAUAGUGUAUGUGCGUGUGAAGCGUUAAUUGAUGUACAAUAUUGAAACUCAGAAAUCAAUGAAAAUGGAGUUUCACUUG